AUGACGCCCCAACCCCAUCGGUCUGUGACCGCACCAAUACAUCACCAUCUCUCCUCCAUCAUCUGGAAGUCCGCACUAUUUGCGCUCGCCCUUCCUUCCCUUCCCCGCAUCGCUCCUUCGCUCUUUUCUCUCAAGACCCUGAACUGGCUUUGGGGUUCGACGGUUUUGUACCAUGUUAAUGGGAUUCUGUCGCAUAAAGCUGUUAAUGGAUGGAAACGUGCAGUUUGGAACGCCGAGAACGAGGUAGCUCCCGAUACCGUUUAUGUAUAGUAUAGAAAAAUUAACUUUUUACUCUUUCUAGAUUGUUGUUGUGACGGGUGGUUCAGGUGGGAUUGGGAAGUUGGUUGUCAAGGGAUUUUUGGAGAAAGGGUGUAAGGUUAUAAUCUUGGAUUUGACUGAAUCGGAGGAUAUUAAGGCUGGUUCGUUCUUCAGAGUUCCCUAUCUUACUUCCUGUUCGUCAGGUUAAUGAACGCAGGUCCAAAUCUUUCUUUUUUCAAGGCCGAUGUCAGCUCUCUAGAAGAUGUCAAAGAGGCAGCAGCCAAAAUCAGGAAGGAAAUUGGUGAACCUACUGUUCUUAUCAAUAAUGCAGGCAUCGGCUUUGGAACCACAAUUUUGGGAGAGAAUGAAGAGAUGAUUAGGAAGACGAUUGAUGUUAAUCUCGUAUCGCACUUCUGGACCGUGAGAGAGUUUCUACCUGCUAUGAUAAAACGAAAAGCUGGUAUGUCAUCCUCUCUCGCCUCCCGAAUUUCAGAUCUGUUUGGAUAUAUAUUCUAGAUGUUGACGCAAGCAGGUCAUAUCGUGACAAUUGCAAGUAUGGCGAGUUUCGUAACUAUCGCCCAGAAUGUGGAUUAUUCAUGUAGCAAAGUCGCCGUGCUGGCUUUUCACGAGGGUUUGAGACAGGAAUUAGAUCACAGAUAUAAUGCUCGAUUAGUCCGAACUAGGUACUUUCUCCUCCUUUCUUCUUCGCAUUAACUAUACUCAAGAGAAUGUAGCAUCAUCCAUCCUUUCUGGGUUCGCACCCCCCUCGUCGCACCCCUCGAAAAACUAUCCAAAGACUUCCCAAAGGUCAUUCUCAAUGCUCAAGAUGUUGCCGAUAAGAUUGUCGCACAGGUUGCGAGUGGAUACGGGGGUCAGAUUGUUAUGCCGAGGCAACUUGCUAUUGCAAGUAUUUUGAGGGGAUUACCGACUUGGAUGCAAGAGAGGGUGCGGGGAAGGCAGAGGAGCCAGAUUUUGGAGGGGUGAGGGGAC
Messenger RNA from Hymenoscyphus albidus, 1248 nucleotides. NCBI's taxonomy places the organism in Eukaryota, Fungi, Ascomycota, Leotiomycetes, Helotiales, Helotiaceae. The record is from the annotation of a GenBank genome assembly.